AUGUCGUGCCUUGCUGUGUCGUGCCUUGCUGUGUCGUGCCUUGCUGUGUCGUGCCUUGCUGUGUCGUGCCUUGCUGUGUCGUGCCUUGCUGUGUCGUGCCUUGCUGUGUCGUGCUUUGCUGUGUCGUGCCUUGUUGUGUCGUGUCUUGCUGUGUCGUGCCUUGCUGUGUCGUACCUUGCUGUGUCGUACCUUGCUGUGUCGUGCCUUGUUAUGUCGUGCCUUGUUGUGUCGUGCCUUACUGUGUCGUACCUUGCUGUGUCGUACCUUGCUGUGUCGUACCUUGCUGUGUCGUACCUUGCUGUGUCGUACCUUACUCCUCCUUGUAAGUUAUAA
Messenger RNA from Procambarus clarkii (red swamp crayfish), 333 nucleotides. Its product is annotated as keratin-associated protein 10-2-like. The record is from RefSeq and is a predicted model, not a curated record. Lineage: Eukaryota; Metazoa; Arthropoda; Malacostraca; Decapoda; Cambaridae.